Aspergillus ibericus CBS 121593 is the source of this 618-nucleotide messenger RNA. RefSeq names its product YoaK family protein. The record is from RefSeq and is a predicted model, not a curated record. The transcript has a single exon. The annotation marks the transcript as partial. Lineage: Eukaryota; Fungi; Ascomycota; Eurotiomycetes; Eurotiales; Aspergillaceae.
CUCCUCCUCCUCUCCUUCGCCAUCGGCAUCCAAGACGCCGCCGCCUGGCCAACCUACGGCUGCUUCGCCUCCAACCAAACCGGCAACAUGCUCUUCCUCGCCCUCGGCGGCGCCGGCCUCGCAACCACAGCCGACUACAACUUCCGCAAUCUGGGGAUGAGUCUCGGCGCGUUCGUCGCCGGCGGCCUCGUAAUGGGCCAGAUAGGCAACCUCGUCGGGGUGCGCAAGCGCGGCUGGUUACUGCUCUCGAGCCUGAUUCAGACGGGGAUGGUAUUUGCAGCUGCGGCUAUUGAUGCGCGCGAGGAUGGAGACUCCGCUGCGCUGCUGACGCUGUUUUUGUUGGCGUUUGCGUCCGGCGCGCAGGUGGCUAUGGGUCGCGCGUUGAAGAUCACGGAUAUCACAACUGCUAUGGCGACGGCGGCGUAUGUGGAUGUUGUGAUUGAUCCGGGGAUUCUUAGGAAAUGUAAUCGUGAUCGAAACCGUCGGGUCUUGUUCCUGAUGCUCUUGAUGGCGGGGUGUUUUGUGGGUGCUGGUCUUGAGAAAGCGGCUGGGUCGUGUGUCACAUUGAUUAUGAGUGGGGUUUGUAAGGCUGUUGUGACGGUGGUGUUUUUGUUUAAU